AUGUCGAUUAAUAAACAAACUAUUUUAUAUGGUUUAAAUUCAAAAGAAUCAAUUAAUUCAACACCAAUAAUGUUUUCACGUGAUUCAUCUAUGGAAACAUUAUCAAGUUUUAAUAUUAAUUUUCAUUCACAUAAUUCAACAUAUACAUCAGAACAUAGUACAAAUCCAUCAGGAAUUUUAUCUCCAAGUGAUAUACCAGAUUCACCACCACGUGGUUCAGAUGAUGAUAUUGAUACAAUUGAACAACAAAAAACAUUAAUUCAACCAUUAAAUUUAACUCGUUCAACUGGUAUAACAGUUAUUGAACGAACAGAUAAUUAUCUAUAUAACGAUAACGAUGUUGAUAGUAUAAGAAAUUAUGCUACAUCACCACAAAGAAUAUCCUAUGAUGAUAAUAAUGAUGAUGAUGAUGAUAAUAAUUCAAUUCAUUCAUCAUUAAGUUCAUUAACAUUACCAUUACCACCAUCAUCAUCAACAUCAAAAACAUUAUUAUCAAAUAUAAAUGAUUUAAGAAAUUUAAAACAUAAUUUAAGUAUUAUUAAUGAAGAAAGUUUAUAUGAACAAAAUGAACGACAAAAAUCAUCAUUUGAUAUAAGUAAUACAACAAUAACAACAACUGAUGAUGAUGAAGACGACGAUGAAGAUCAAAAAGGUAAACGAUUAUUAUUUGAACUUAUUCGACAACGUUUACCACAUCAUCAUAUAUCAUUAACAAAUGCAUCAGAUUCAUCAUCAAAAACUAAUGAUAUUGAUAUUCAAGAUAAAUCAAAAGGAACAUCAUCAACAUCAUCAUCAUCAAUUAAUGAUCAGACUAUGCGUGAAGAUUCUUCCAAUCAUGCCUUAUCAUCACAUGAUAUCACAAUACCUUCAUCAGCAAUGCACGAAAGUGGUUAUGAUAGUUUAUUACCAAUUGGUUCAGCUCCAAAACGAUCUUUAUCAAAUGCAUCACUUUCAACAACACGUUCAUUAAUAGUCAAGAAAAAACAUCGAUGUGAUGAAGAGAAUGAUGAUCCAAUGAAUGGUAAUAAUAAUAAUAAUAAUAAUAAUAAUAAUAAUGGAGAAUUUAUUGAUGAUGACGAUGAUGAUCAUUAUGAUAAAAAAGCUGGUGAAGCACUUUUACGUAAUCUUAUUGCUCAAGUACUUCCAUCAUUCAAUCCUCGAUAUUUAAAUGGUGGUACUGAGGAUGAUGAAGAAGAGGAAGAUGAAGUUAUAAGUAAUCCUCGUCGACCAUCACCAACAAGUCAAACAUAUAGUAGUAGUAAUGCAUCAUCAGUACGUUCACUUGAUAUUGAAAUGGAAAUGAAUAAAAAAAGUGAAAAAAAUCUUUGUAUUCGUUCAAAUAAAAAUCAUAUUCCAGAUAUAAUUCAACAAGAAAAGAUUCAUUCCAAACGUACAUAUAUUCAUAGACCUGUACAUCAAACAAAAUCAUCUGAAUUACGUCGUCUUCAAACACAUUCACGUCGAUAA
Molecule: messenger RNA, 1467 nt
Organism: Rotaria sordida
Lineage: Eukaryota; Metazoa; Rotifera; Eurotatoria; Philodinida; Philodinidae
Source: the annotation of a GenBank genome assembly